Molecule: messenger RNA, 476 nt
Organism: Rhipicephalus sanguineus (brown dog tick)
Lineage: Eukaryota; Metazoa; Arthropoda; Arachnida; Ixodida; Ixodidae
Gene: RpL35
Product: 60S ribosomal protein L35
Exons: 3
Coding region: 104-475 (123 amino acids)
Biological process (GO): translation; maturation of LSU-rRNA from tricistronic rRNA transcript (SSU-rRNA, 5.8S rRNA, LSU-rRNA)
Cellular component (GO): cytosolic large ribosomal subunit; ribosome
Molecular function (GO): structural constituent of ribosome; mRNA binding
Source: RefSeq, a predicted model, not a curated record
AUUGAUGUGCACAUGAAGAGUUUCGUUCUCUGGCGUGGUGCAGCACCACCUUUUCGCAUCAACUCCUCUCUUUUCGGAUCGUACCGACGGUGUCCACACAGCAAUGGCGAAGGUGAAAGCUCGUGAGUUGCGGGGUAAGAAGAAGGAGGAGCUGGUGAAGCAGCUCGAGGACCUCAAGCAAGAACUGGCCGCGCUGCGAGUCGCCAAAGUGACCGGUGGAGCUGCCUCCAAGCUGUCCAAGAUCCGGGUGGUGCGCAAGUCCAUCGCACGAGUGCUGACUGUCAUUCAUCAGACACAGAAGGAGCAUCUGCGGAAGUUCUACCGUGGCAAGAAGUACAAGCCCAGGGACCUGCGGCCAAAGCUGACCCGUGCCAAGCGCCGUGAGCUCACUCCCCACGAGAAGAGCUUGCGCACACGGAAGCAGGCCCGCAAGAUGGCUGCCUACCCUCCUCGCAAGUUUGCUCUUAAGCUCUGAG